UAAGUCAGCAGUCAACAGCGCAGUAGAAGAAGAAAGAAAAAAUUUGUCAUUUCGCAUUUGGUGUAAAGAAAAAAGUGAAACAGUGAAAAAAGGCUGCGACAAAGCAAUUAAUAGUGAAAAUUUAGAUAUAAAUUUAUAAGAAAACCGUGAUCAAUAUGUUAGCAUUAAUAAACAGAAUACUGGAUUGGUUCAAGAGCAUUUUCUGGAAAGAAGAAAUGGAACUGACGCUGGUUGGAUUACAAUUUUCAGGCAAAACAACGUUCGUGAAUGUUAUUGCAUCUGGACAAUUUGCCGAGGAUAUGAUACCGACUGUUGGUUUCAAUAUGCGUAAAAUCACCAAAGGGAAUGUCACUAUUAAAGUUUGGGAUAUCGGUGGUCAACCGAGAUUCAGAUCGAUGUGGGAGCGAUAUUGUCGCGGUGUAAAUGCUAUUGUGUAUAUGGUUGAUGCAGCUGAUUUGGAUAAAAUGGAGGCAUCUAGAAAUGAAUUGCAUUCAUUACUGGAUAAACCGCAGUUAGCGGGUAUACCUGUGUUGGUGCUAGGCAAUAAACGUGAUCUUCCAGGUGCACUUGAUGAAACCGGCCUAAUUGAGCGAAUGAACCUAGCAAGCAUACAAGACAGAGAAAUUUGCUGUUACAGCAUUUCGUGUAAGGAAAAGGACAACAUCGAUAUAACGCUGCAAUGGUUGAUCGCACACUCAAAAAGCCAAAGCCGUUAGAAAAUUAUGCCUAUAGUUUACUAGUGCUGUUGCUGUAGAAAGCAAAUUAAAUGUGGCGUGAGCAUAUUUAUAAGACAAUGAAAAUACAAAUAAAUAACAAUUAAAACGAAUAAUAACAAAAUGAUAAAACCGUAGAACACUGCAAAACAAUUAGGCAUUUUAAUUAAACAACAAAAAAAAAAACAGAAAAACAUUCAUUGCUACACUUUGUAUGAAUCAAAUGAGAUAAAUGUAUGCAGUUGUGAUUACGCAUGAUACACUCUAUAUAGAUCAAAAAUGUAUUCGAUUAAAGUGAAUUGACAAAAAUGAAAUUUAACAAAAUAAUUAGGACUACAGAAACCACAAAUUAAUUAGCUAAAAGUACAUUUCUAAUCGUGCAUUUGUGAUUGCGAUCUAAACCUUAAAUGCUGUAUUUGAGCAAUUCAAUUUUGUUUCGAAAUUUUGAAAAAAGAAAUGUGUGUGGUUGAAAUUGUUCAAAAUUGUGUUUGCCAGUUUAGCACAUUUAGUACAAAAGUAAUGCAAGAAAUUAAUAUGCAAAAGUAAAACAAAUUUGUGAAAUGCAAUGCAAUCUGAAUUAUUCAAUAUGCACUAAAUUGUAUGUAUGUAUGUAUGUAUAAUUUUUAACACUCAUUUGUCCACUUUCUAUGUCUCAAUUCUUAAGUUUAGUCUACUCUAAACAGGAAUAAGUUUUCUAGCGCUCGGUGUGAUUACAAAAUAUGAUAUAUAUAUAUAUAUUAUUUACAUUUAAAUGCUAUAUUUAGAAAUUUCAUUUAUAUUUACAUAUGUAUAUUCUUAAUUCGAAUUUGUAGGCUACAUUUUCACUUACGAAAAUACACUAAGAACCUACUCUGUUGAGCACGCGUCUAUAUUAUUUUUUGAAAACUAUAAUAAGCGCAAACUGGUGUGGCUAAAGAAAUAAUAAUUAACAAAUGAAAAUAAGCCAACUAUAAUCGCAAGACACUGUACGAAGUGCAUUACUACACGUUUGAUAUCGAAAUGUGAAACACAAUUAUUAAGCAUUGUUUAUUGUAUGUAUUUAAUCACGUUAUAAAACACAAAACAAAAGGAAAAAAGAAAAACAACAACAAAAACUACUCAUGAAAAC
Messenger RNA from Zeugodacus cucurbitae (melon fly), 1821 nucleotides. RefSeq names its product ADP-ribosylation factor-like protein 8 (gene Arl8). Lineage: Eukaryota; Metazoa; Arthropoda; Insecta; Diptera; Tephritidae. Gene Ontology annotation, cellular component: lysosomal membrane. The transcript has 4 exons. The record is from RefSeq and is a predicted model, not a curated record. Gene Ontology annotation, molecular function: GTP binding; GTPase activity. Gene Ontology annotation, biological process: protein transport; anterograde axonal transport. Bases 156 to 716 code for a protein of 186 amino acids.